Lepus europaeus (European hare) is the source of this 659-nucleotide messenger RNA. RefSeq lists its product as uncharacterized. Bases 228 to 659 code for a protein of 143 amino acids. The record is from RefSeq and is a predicted model, not a curated record. The transcript has 2 exons. Lineage: Eukaryota; Metazoa; Chordata; Mammalia; Lagomorpha; Leporidae.
AACGUGGCUCUGCCGAAGGGUGGGGACACGGAGCAGCCCACCAUGACCCCCGGCCCUCCGGCGUCAGGAAGUGUCAGGAGUCAAAUGUCUUCUAGGCGCAAUCACAGAAGGCUUUCUGGAGGAGGUGGCACUUGAGCCAGGUCCUGUCAGGGCACAGGCGGCCAGGGCGGGAGAAUGAAGGCAGCCGCAAGAGGCCGGCGCGUCCAGCCCAGGGGUGCUGCUUCCAGAUGACACCCCGGUGCCCCCGCCAAGAACAGGCCUGGGGACAGCACGGACCUGUUUGGGGACGGCGCGGCAGAGGACAGCGGUGCCGCCAACGGGCGCCUGUGGCGCAGGUCAUCAUCCGGGAGCAGGAGCCCCGCAUCGACCUGCACGUGAUCCGGCCGCACAGGAAGGUGGUCACUCAGGAGGGCCAUCACCAGCACUACCAUCACCACCAUCAUCAACGCCAACACUACUGUGAACACCAACACUGCCACCCUGAUCCCCAUCACACGUCCAUCACCACCACCACCAUCAUCGCCAUCGCACGCCUGUCACCCCUGUCACCGCCCCCCUCGCCGCAGCCGCAGGCCCGGAGCACCCCCGCAUCCACACCCGCAGCCACCCCGGCCAGGCUCAAUCCCCGGCUCCAGGUCACAGUUUCACGGGGAGGAUGA